AUGGCUACUAAUUUUUGUUUUUAUUAUUGGUUUCACUCUUUGUCCGUUUUCCGUACUGCAGAACCACUGAUACCUAAACCAAGCUUAUCAUCUUCUGAUGGACUCUCGAUCAAAACAUCAUCUGAUGGUAGUUAUUCAAUCAGUAUCAAUAAUAUAACAUGGUUUAACAGUGCUCCUACAUUCUUCUUUACUGAUGGUCAUAAAUUUGUUAGUGGUAAAGAUCUGAAACUAACAACAACUACAUCUGAUGAAGGUAGUGAUGAAAUAGGUCGAUGGUCUAGUACUAAUUUUAACUAUCAAGCUGGUAAUGUGAAUAUUAUUACCUAUAUUAAGACGUACCAGUAUCCCAGGUUACCACUGAUUGUAUUUGGCCAGAAAUAUGUCAAUGGUGCCCAUAACACAUCAUCUGGUGAUGCGGAGGCAACCAUUUCCUCCUUUCCUGGGUUCACACUAGAUGGCACUAUUCCACCAAAUCUUGGUUGCUUGUCAUAUGGUGGUUUAAUGUUUGGUGAAACUGCAAGAAAAAUAGGAAGAUAUGAUUCAAGUGGAAAAAGUAUUAAUUUUGGUGUCGAGGGAGGACCUUACGCUGUUUAUGACAAUUCUGGUAAUGCUGUGGUAUUUUCACCAGCUAACAGAUUUAUGUCAACAUCAGUGUGGCACGAAUCAGUCAGUGAAACUAAUGGAGCUCUACACUGGGGUACCAUGGGGUUAGUAGAUGAAGUACCAGAAGAUUAUCAGAUGGAAACUGUGGUAUAUUAUAGUGAUCAAGGUAUUAAUAAGGCGUUUGAUGGAUGGGGUGAAUACUUACGAUAUCGACAUGGAAGACAUGACUCUUAUGUACUGAGUGAUUUAACAGUAAAUUAUUUAGGUUUCUGGACAGACAACGGGGCAUACUAUUAUGUUAUGACAGAGAAAAAUAAAACUUAUGAAGACACAAUAAUAGAUAUCAAGACUUAUAUUGACGAAAUCAAAGUUCCUUAUAGGUAUAUUCAGUAUGAUAAUUGGCGAUAUACUUGGGGAAUGUAUAACGGGGUAAAAGAUUGGGCUCCUAAACCAGAAGUAUUCCCUCAUGGAUCGCAAUAUGUAUACAACAAGACUGGAUUACCUAUUUUAGCACAGAACAAAUAUUGGGCACCAGAUACAGUGUAUGCUAAACAAAAUGGAGGUGAUUAUGAAUUUAUCGUCGAGAAAGAGAGAGCGCUACCAAUCGAACAGAGAUUCUGGGAUUAUUUCCUCGGUGAAGCCAGAAAAUGGGGAUUAAUUGUAUAUGAACAGGAUUGGUUAAAUGUUGAAUUCAAAACCUUAAACGCUUUGUUGACCCAAAUAGAUUUGGGUACUAUGUGGUUGACACAAAUAGCAUCAGCAGCCAAAAAGCAUGGAAUGACUAUGCAGUAUUGCAUGUCUAAUACAAAAGAAGCUAUGCAAACCUUAGAACUGCCAAUAGUAACUCAAGCGCGAGUAAGUGGUGAUUAUCAGCCUGGUAUUGAUCAAUGGAAAAUUGGUGUUUCAUCAAUAUUUGCUCAAGCAAUGGGUAUUAGACCUUUCAAAGACAAUUUCUGGACAAUUGGAAUUCAACCUGAAAACUCUUACAAUAAGACUGAAACCCACCCUGACUUAGAAGCAGCUGUUGCAACUUUAAGUACAGGACCAGUUGGUCCCAGUGAUAGAAUUGGUUACAGUAAUGUUACACUUAUCAUGAAAUGUUGUAAUACUGAUGGUUUAAUAUUAAAACCUUCUAAACCUGCUACAGCUAUUGAUGAUCAGAUUAUUCAGUCAGCUUUAGGUAGCGGAGGUCCUGAAGGUGAAGUAUGGUCAACUUAUUCUAAAAUUGGUGAAAUAUACUUUGGUAUUAUUUUAGCAGCUGACAUGUCCAAUGUUUAUAGUUUGACACCUUUCAAGGCUGGAUUUGAUACUAUUGAAGAAUUGGUGGUAUUUGAAAUGGAUAGGCCUACAACUUUAACAGUGUUCUCUAACAUUUCAACAAUAGACAUAACAACUGGUUGUACAACAGUAGAUUUCUGUUUGUAUUAUGUAUCACCAGUCCUUACUAUAGGUAACCACAAGAUAGUAAUAUUAGGAGAGAUUUCUAAAUGGGUACCAGUAUCCCCACAACGAGUAACUCAAAUAAAUCAAGAUUCUAAUGAGUUAACAAUAGAUAUAACUGGUCAACCAGGAGAAUCAGUUCCAUUCUAUUUUAAUAUUGAUGGUCAAACCAAUACUAUUAAUUGUGUAUUAGCACCAUGUGAAAAGCCCAAAUGGUAUGACUCGACUGAUGGAUUCAAUAUCAAAAUUGUUACUGAUGGUAGUUAUUCAAUCAGUAUCAAUAAUAUAACAUGGUUUAACAGUGCUCCUACAUUCUUCUUUACUGAUGGUCAUAAAUUUGUUAGUGGUAAAGAUCUGAAACUAACAACAACUACAUCUGAUUCUGGUAGCGAUAAAAUAGGACUAUGGACGAGAAUUAAUUUUUAUUAUCAAGCUGGUAGUAGUAAUAUUACAGCUUAUAUUAAAACUUACAAUGACCAUCAAAUACCGUUUGUUAUAUUUGGUCAGAAUUAUAUUAACGGUGCCUCUAAAACAUCGACUGGUAACACUGACUAUACCAUUUCAUCUUUUCCCGGGUUUACAGUCUUUGAUUAUAUACCACCUAAUCUUGGUUAUUUAUCAUACGGUGGUAUCAUGUUUGGAGAUACUUCAAAGAAAGUUGGAAAUUGGACAUUUUCAGGAACUAAUAUCAACUAUGGUAUCGAAGGAGGUCCAUUAGCUGUGUUUGAUGAGUCUGGUAAUACAGUAAUAAUAUCAUCAGCUAAUAACUUUAUGUCUACAUCAGUCUAUCAUGAAUCUGUAUUAGAUGUUGGUGGGGAAGUUCACUGGGGUACCAUGGGUUUAGUGGAUGAAGUACCAGCAGGACAUAUUGUAGAAACAGUCGUAUAUUAUAGUAAUAAAGGCAUCAAUAAGGCAUUUGAAGGCUGGGGUGAAUAUUUAAGAUACAGAUAUAAUAGACAUGACCAAUAUGUUAAAUCUGAUUUAACAAUAAAUUAUCUUGGUUAUUGGACAGAUAAUGGUGCCUAUUAUUAUUAUAAAACGGAAGAUAAUAAGAACUACGAAGAUACUAUUUUAGAUGUGAAAGCAUAUGCUGAUCAGCUUAAAAUUCCCUACAGAUAUGUACAAUAUGAUUCCUGGUGGUACUAUAAAGGAUUAUUGAAUGGGGUUAAAGAAUGGGUUUCUCGACCUGAUAUCUUUCCUAAUGGCAUGCAAUAUGUUUAUAAUAAAACAGGCCUCCUGGUCAAUGCUCACAACAGAUUUUGGUCCCCAGAUACUGUGUAUGCCAAACAGAAUGGUGGUAAAUAUGAUUUUGUGAAGGGGCCAUUGAGAGCUUUACCAAUCGAACAGAAAUUUUGGGAUGAUCUGUUUGUUGAAGCUAAGAAAUGGGGAUUGGUUACAUAUGAACAGGACUGGCUGAAUGAUGAAUUUUUAAGAUUGAAAGAAUUACAAACAGACAUAGAUUUGGGUACAACAUGGUUAAAACAGAUGGGUUCAGCAGCAGAGAAGAAUGGUAUUACUAUACAGUAUUGUAUGUCAUUAACACGCGAAGCCAUGAUCAGUUUAGAAAUUCCCGUAGUUACCCAGGCUCGAGUAAGUACAGAUUAUUCUCCAGGACAAGAGCAAUGGCGUAUUGGUAUCUCAUCAAUGUUUGCUUACGCAAUGGGAGUUGCCCCUUUCAAAGAUAAUUUUUGGACGACCACAAACCAAACUGGAAAUCCUUAUGGCAGAUCUGAACCAUAUUACGCCUUGAAUGCAGCCGUAGCAACUCUCAGUACUGGACCAGUUGGACCUAGUGAUAAAAUUGGUCGCAGUAAUGCUACAUUAAUCAUGAGAUGUUGUAAUACUGAUGGUUUAAUAUUAAAACCUUCUAAACCUGCUACAGCUAUUGAUGAUCAAAUUCUUCAGUCUGCUUUAGGUCAAGGUGGACCUAUGGGUGAAGUGUGGACAACCUAUACUAAAAUUGGUGCUUCAUGGAAUUUAUACUUCGGUAUUAUAUUAGCAGCAGAUAUUGGUAAUAUGUACGAUUUAACGCCUGCUAAAGCUGGUUUUGUUGCGUACACUAACCUAAUGGUAUUUUCUGUGAAAAAUCUUGAUGGUAUAACCGAGUUCUCUGAAGAAGCUCCUCUACGCCUUACACCAUCUUGUACCAAGGUCGAUUUUUGUUUAUUUUACAUUACACCAAUCUUUCAUAUCAAUAACCACAAGAUAGUAAUAUUAGGAGAGAUUUCUAAAUGGGUACCAGUAUCCCCACAACGAGUAACUCAAAUAAAUCAAGAUUCUAAUGAGUUAACAAUAGAUAUAACUGGUCAACCAGGAGAAUCAGUUCCAUUCUAUUUUAAUAUUGAUGGUCAAACCAAUACUAUUAAUUGUGUAUUAGGUACCAGUGGUUCAGCCCGAAUUAUCGUGCUGGGUUCAAAAUGUCUUGCGAGUUAAGAUGUAUGUUUAUGUUUAUAAAUGAUAUUGGUGUAUCUUCUGUAAUACUUUUUGAAACUAAACAUAUCUUAUUCUUU
Lottia gigantea (owl limpet) is the source of this 4553-nucleotide messenger RNA. RefSeq lists its product as hypothetical. Gene Ontology annotation, molecular function: RNA endonuclease activity. The record is from RefSeq and is a predicted model, not a curated record. The transcript has 32 exons. NCBI's taxonomy places the organism in Eukaryota, Metazoa, Mollusca, Gastropoda, Lottiidae. Bases 1 to 4476 code for a protein of 1491 amino acids.